UUCUUUCAAGAGUUUUGUGAUUGACUGCUACUGCUGACUUUACAAGGAGGCUGCACCAAAUUGGGACUGCUAAUCUGUCUGGACUUCCUGCUUGUCUUACUUCUUGAGUGGUCAUCCACCUGUUCUUCUAAGGAAGGGGUGAAAGCAAACAAGUACUGGCUGUCCGGAUGAAUAGGAAUGGAGAAGAAAACUGAGGAAAUAUUCAUAACCGAAAAGGUGGUGGCAGAAGUUUUCAAUCUGACAUUUGGCUCAAAGUCAAUCGAACAGCUGGCCAAAACGUUUAUGACCGGAUUGGUAUUGAUGCUCAGAGACUGGCCAAGGAAAUCCUUAUUGUUUAUUGGUUGACAGAAAGAUCCAUAAAACAACUCGCAGCACAAUGAAUUUAAAAAAGUACCUCAGGUUUAAUGUAGUUCUUUGUUUAAUGCUAAUAUCCAUGCUGGCAGUUGUUUUCCAUUCCUCAAUUAAAACACAAAGCAAUAAUUUGGACAAAUUCAGCAAAAGUAGUAUUUCUAGGGAAUCCACCUCAGCAUCUUCAGUUAUUAAAUACCCACUUGACUUUGUUUAUCCUUAUAACUAUAAGUUUAUUCUUAAUGAAGCAGACAAGUGCAUAAACAAUGAUGUAUUUCUUGUUCUUCUAAUACCAACACGAGUAAAUGAAUUUGCAAAUAGGGCUGCCAUCCGAAAGACUUGGGGUAAUGAAAGCUUGGUUCCUGGAGUUUCCAUUGUGAGGCUGUUCUUAGUUGGGAUGCCAACACAAUUUACUGAUCUUCUUCAGGAUUCAUUAGAAGAAGAAAGUACGUCAUUCCAUGAUAUCAUUCAACAGAAUUUCAUGGACACCUACGUUAAUCUCACCAUCAAAACAAUGAUGGGCCUACAGUGGGUCAAAACAUUUUGUCCAAAAGUGUCCUAUGUCAUAAAAAUUGACAGUGAUAUGUUUUUAAACACAGAAUACUUAGUUAGAUUUCUGAACCCUGAAAUUCCAAUGAAGGAAAAUUAUUUCACAGGUUAUGUAAUAAGAGGAAAUGCCCCAUUUCGAGAUAGUGCUUGGAGCUAUUAUGUCCCUUAUGAACUCUAUAAACCUGACUAUUACCCUCCAUUUUGUGGUGGACCUGGCUAUGCAUUUUCUGGAGACAUGGCAAAGAAGAUAUAUGAUAUUGCUCAUGUUAUUAAACCAUUUAACAUGGAGGAUGCUUUUGUGGGUGUCUGCCUGGAGAAACUGGGCAUAAAAAUCUCAGAGACUGAAAAACCCCUCUUCAAUGGACACAAAAUAGAAUACAAAAAAUGUCGUUUUCUGGAGUUAAUUACUGUUCACCACUUCAGUCCAGAAGAACUUUUGCAGAUCUGGCCAGACUUUAUGACAGCUAAAGAUACAUGCCAAUCUGCCAAGGAUAACUAGGUAACAUAUCAGAUGUAACAAUUUGAUAGAGAAAGUUUGAGAAGUGACCUAUACCAACUGAUCUUCACUUGGAAUUGAAUAUGACCUGGAAGGCCUGAUAAUGGUGUUAGAACUCUAAUAUGUUUGAUUGUAUUGACCAAGCAUGACAGUUACAGAUUAAAUGUCUUACCAUAGUGUAACCACAACCUAGUGAAGCAGCUUAGAAUGAGCAGUGAUUUUACAGGUGGACAUCAAUAUCAGCCUCAUAAAAGACUGUUAAAAUACUUGAUUAUAAACAUGCAGAUGUACUUAAAUGGGUCACUUUACCAUAAAAUGAUACACUUGCUUGGCUACAAAUAUCUGCAUUACAAGCUGAAGCUAAGUGAAACUUGCAGUAGUGAAUUUUAGUCUUUUGUUAAGUACAAACAUGCAGUUUUAAAAGUACUG
This is a messenger RNA of Protopterus annectens (West African lungfish), 1822 nucleotides long. Its product is annotated as beta-1,3-galactosyltransferase 2-like. The record is from RefSeq and is a predicted model, not a curated record. Lineage: Eukaryota; Metazoa; Chordata; Ceratodontiformes; Protopteridae. Gene Ontology annotation, molecular function: N-acetyl-beta-D-glucosaminide beta-(1,3)-galactosyltransferase activity. Gene Ontology annotation, cellular component: membrane. The transcript has 4 exons. The coding region runs from base 377 to 1396 and encodes 339 amino acids.